Molecule: messenger RNA, 153 nt
Organism: Laetiporus sulphureus 93-53
Lineage: Eukaryota; Fungi; Basidiomycota; Agaricomycetes; Polyporales; Laetiporaceae
Exons: 1
Source: RefSeq, a predicted model, not a curated record
GAGGACAUUGACAGUGAAAUUAUUCUCUUCCAUGACACGUUCCUUCUGCAUCAGAGAUAUGCUGAAGACAAACACAAUGUCACAAUUACCGUCCCUAUGUUCGAGCCUGUCCCACCCAACUACUACAUCUCCAUUAUCUCUGAUCACUGGUUG